AUCAUAGAUUUCCAGCCAGGCCUAGAGCGGCUCUUAAGAGGUGGAGAGAGCCGGGCGGGCGGGGACCACCUUCAGAGCUGGCCGCCGGCGGUAUCAUGGCGACCCGGAACCCCCCUCCCCAAGAAUAUGAAAGUGAUGAUGAAUCUUAUGAAGUGUUGGAUUUAACUGAGUAUGCAAGAAGACAUCACUGGUGGAAUCGAGUGUUUGGUCACAGUUCCGGACCUAUGGUAGAAAAAUACUCUGUAGCCACCCAGAUUGUAAUGGGUGGAGUGACUGGCUGGUGUGCGGGAUUUUUGUUCCAGAAAGUUGGAAAACUUGCAGCAACUGCUGUAGGUGGUGGCUUUCUUCUCCUUCAGAUUGCCAGUCAUAGUGGCUAUGUUCAGGUUGACUGGAAAAGAGUUGAAAAAGAUGUAAACAAAGCAAAGAGACAGAUUAAGAAACGAGCAAAUAAAGCAGCACCUGAAAUCAACAAUAUAAUUGAAGAAGCAACAGAAUUUAUCAAACAGAACAUCGUGAUAUCCAGUGGAUUUGUGGGAGGCUUUUUGCUAGGCCUCGCAUCUUAAGGACAUGAGUGUGCUAUGACAGUGAAGUCACUGUGGAAGAGAAAUGGUGAUGACAAAGGGUCUCAACAUUGUGUGCUGCAGGGAGAUAAGAAACACCUAGUUGGACAAUAUCAAGCUCACAACUUAGCAUUUUGCCAUCAGAAGCUUGGCAAACAAACUAUAGUAUCUGCUAUAAAACAGUCUGUGUGGUCUGUGUACACUAGUAUUCCUGGGCAAAACAUGGCUUUUUGUUAUUUUUUAAAAAUAUGCAUUUGUCUUAUCUUUACUUUAAACCCCAUCAAAUGUGGUGCGCUACUCUUGGUAUUUUGGAUCAUUUUUUGUGGGUUAUUUAUAAAAAGCAAUACAAAUAAAUUAUUUUGUUUCUGCUUUGGGUACAGGGUUUGGGGUUCGGGAUGGAAAUAUGGUGGUGGGAAGGUGUAAUGGUGGUGGGAUUGAUGUUCAAAUAUUAAAUGUAAUCAAAUAUGAUGAACAACUUAUAAAAAUAAAAUAGAUUUUUUAAAAAAAAAUUUGCAUUUGUUUAGAAAUUAGCCCAGAAAAUAUCAUUGAAUAGAUAUGGAGAGAAAAAAAAUUGCUUGGACAUAUUCCCCAGUGAACUAUUAUCCUUGUUUCAUUUAAAUAAGAUGUUUUUCAUUGUGCUUUAUAGUAUAUUGGCAAUAUUUAAAAAUUGUAUUAUCUAUUAUAGCUUCAGCAUUAGGGCUGACUUUUUUUUUUAAGUUACUUAAACAUUAUGAAUGCCCUUUUGUGGAAGGAUUUAGAAAUAAUAGAAUCAUUACCAGUGUUUAAGUUGUCUUUUCUUGUAAUUCUUUCUUUGCUUAUAUAAUAACUGUACUAAACAAUAUCAAAGAAGACUCUUAUUUGAUUUUUUAAUGUAAAAUUAUAAAAGUAUUUAACCUGCCCCUGGGUUUGAUACCCAGCACUGCUAAAGAAAAAAUAAAGUAUAUAAGCUAUUUUUUUUAUCGAUUUAUUUAUCCUCAUAGCUUGGAGAAAGGUAAUUAUUUUGAAGGUUCAUAUUGUUAAGUCACUGAUUCAUUUUGUUAACUGAAUGACCUUUCUUUCUUCCUAAAGUCCUAGUUAUUAUGUUGACCCGUUUUCAGAAAGAUAAUGUCAUAUGAAGUACUUAGUAUUUACAAUUUUAAAAAAUUUGAACAAUGAUUUUCAGUAUAAUUAUGAAAUUGUAACUUAAAGAGAAUUGUCUCCUAGAUGUAAUUCGUAGCUUCUGAAAUUGUUGAAUGCAACCCUGUAUUGGGCCACAAAACUGAAUGUGGUAGGGGGGUUCGUAAAAAAUCUUAAGAUUGUUUUAAAAUAAAUUUAUGAUUUAUUAUCAGUAAA
Molecule: messenger RNA, 1892 nt
Organism: Sorex fumeus (smoky shrew)
Lineage: Eukaryota; Metazoa; Chordata; Mammalia; Eulipotyphla; Soricidae
Gene: FUNDC1
Product: FUN14 domain containing 1
Exons: 5
Coding region: 96-563 (155 amino acids)
Biological process (GO): autophagy of mitochondrion
Cellular component (GO): mitochondrial outer membrane
Source: RefSeq, a predicted model, not a curated record